CCGGGGCUGGGUGAAGCGGGAAGAGCGCCGGUGGGCGGGCCUGGGCGGCCAUGUGCUCGGCGUUGCCCGGGGCUGGCGGAUGGCUGUCGCUGCGCGUCUCCUUCGUGGAAGUGCACCCGGCGGGCCCGCUGGUGAGGCUGUGGGGGACGUGCGGGGAGCAGCGGCGGCGGGAGGAGUACGCGCGCCUGGCCCAGGAGCUACAGGCCAAGGCCGGGCCCCGCCUCUCGGCUCUCUCCCCGCCGCUGGCCUUGGCCGAGCUGUGCCUGGUGGAGCGGGGCGGGCGCUGGCUGCGGGCCCGCGUGGUGGGCUGCCCCGGCGGCUCUGGCGAGGACUACCGCGUCUUCUUGCUGGACGAGGGCCGCACGGUGGGCGCCGAGGCCCGCUGCCUGGCCCACGGGCCCGAGGAGCUCUUCCGCCUGCCCUCGGAGGUGCUGGGCUGCGUGGUGGCUGACCUGGUGCCCGCCGGCUUCCCUGGGAGCGGCCUGUGCUGGUCUCCGGCCGCGCGCGACUUCCUGUCCCGCCUGCAGGGCCAAGAGGCCGUGGGCCUGGUGCGCGAGGUGCUGCUCCCCGAGGGCCUGGUGGUGCUGGAGCUGCCCUGGCUGCUGGCCCAGAUGCAGCCCUACGGCCUGGCCAGCCUGCUCGCCCCUGGCGCCUUCCGCGCCCUGCUCCAGGCCUCUUUGGCCCCUCCUGCGCCCCCGGCCCUGCCCUCUGCAGCGCCACCUGCUCCACCUCCUGCUCCAGCUCCUCCUGCUCCUGCUCCCUCACAGAGCCCCGAGCCCGCCAACUACUUCUACCCCCGGCUGGAGCUAGACGUGACGGAGCCCGUUAUCAUCACCCAGAUCUCCGACCCGCACCGCGUAUACUGCCAGUUGCGGAGCUUUUCCAAGGAGAUCCAAGUCCUCUCUGAGGGCAUGUGCCAGGCUUUCCGAGACAGCCAUCAAGAGGAGCCCUUGCCCAAGCCGGGCUCUACUUGUGCAGCACGAGGCAUUGACGGGUGCUGGUACCGGGCCCUGCUCCUGGAGACCUACUUGGGUACCAAAAAACGGCCGGAGGCCGCGGCCCAAGUCAUCUGCGUGGACUAUGGGAGGAAGGAGUUUGUCACCCAAAGGAACCUGCGCCGCUUGCCAGCGGAAUAUUUCCGCAUGCCAGUCAUGACCUACCCUUGUUCCUUGCAAGGCAUUACAGAUCGAGGGGCCGGCUGGUCCCUUUCACAAAUCAGCGAGCUGAAGAUGCUGCUACUAGGGAAGGUGGUGCAAGCACGAAUCGAAGCCUAUUGCCCUUUUGAACACCUUUACUAUGUCACUCUGUACAGGGAAGAUGGCCUCAACCUUAAUUGCCUCUUUGGGGUGCAGGCCCAUUGUUUGGCCCAGAGCCUUCUGCACAGCACUCAAGAAUACACCUCUGACUUGAUGACCGAACUGAAGAGUGUCAGUACCCCGGGCCAGAUUGAAAAACCUGGCUCUUUGCUGGGCAUGCUGUCCACACUUACUGCCGACCCGCUCCCUGUGGUCCAUCUCAAGGCAGGGGAGCACCACAGUGUUCAAGUGACCUUUCUCCGUGACCCUACUGAAUUUUGUGUGCACCUCCAAGAGCAUCGCCAGCCCCUCUGUCGUCUGAAGCAAAACUUAAAUGAUUUCUACUCUCAGACUAAGAAACUGGAAGGUAUUCUGCUUGAGCCCAAGCCAGGUUCACUAUGCUGCGUUAUGUUGAAGGAAAACUCAUAUCACCGUGCUCUUGUCACCAGAGUGGAGGGGAAAGGCAUUGAAGUAUAUUUAGUGGACAAGGGGAAUUCUGAAAUUGUGGAUUUGUAUAAAGUGAAAGAACUGCUUUCUCAGUUCAGAGAACUUCCUGCUGUGGCUCUCAGAUGUACAUUAGCUAAUCCUUCUCCAGGUCAAGCGUGGAGCCUAAAUGCUGUUGAUUAUUUUAGGAAAGCUGUUCUAAACAAGAAACUGGUCAUCAAAGUCCUAGGCAUGCAAGGAACCAUCUAUGAAGUAGAACUUUUUGAUCAUGCCCUGAAAGGAGAAAAAAACCUAGGCAAAAUUAUGUCCCAGGGAUUAUACACUAAGCAUCAUGAGAAUGUGCAAGUAGAGAAAGAUCGUAAGAUGAUAGAUUGGCCCUUAUUGGGAGGUUCUCAAGGAGAAAGCAUUCUGCAUCAGUCUGAUAAAGGCACUUGCUAUUUAUACCACAGAGAAAUUGCAGAAAAAGAUUCUAAUGUUUUCCCAAAUCCUUCAGCCUACAAUCUGCAAAACUACUCUGAAAUAACACCAGGAUUGUAUUGUGAAGAGCAGCUAAAAGUUGGAAGUACAGUAAAUGUGGUAGUAUCCUAUACAGAAUCCCCUAGUCUCUUCUGGUGUCAAUUAGCUAAAAACACCCAUGAUCUGAAGGCUCUUAUGGCUAAAAUUCAGGAUUAUUGUAUUCAUGCAGUCCAGCCCCUUGACUGGCCAAUUCCUGUAUGUCUGGCAAAGUUUUCUGAAGAUAACAAAUGGUAUAGGGCCCUUAUCAUUAGUAAGGUCAACUCUGCAGAAGAGGUGGAAGUUGUCUAUGUUGACUUUGGAAAUAAAGAACAUGUUUCACUAAAGGAUGUUCGUGCAACAAAGGAAGAAUUUAUGAAAAUGAAAGCCCAGGCUUUUAGAUGCAGCCUUUACAACUUAAUUCAGCCAAAGAGUCCGGAUCCUUUUGUUUGGAGUGAAGAAGCUAAUGAAGCUUUUCAGGAAUUUUUGGAUUCAGCAAAGAAAACAGAACUAAAAUGCACUAUAUUUGCUUUAGCAUCAUUAAAUAGUACAGAUCUCUUUAAUAUUGUGGAUUUAAUUACACCAUUUGAAAGCUUCUGCCAUUUUUUAACAAGAAAGGGUUUAGCCAGAUCUGUGCAUCCUCAAAACCCCCUGAUACCAUCGGUUCAUCUCAUCUCAUACUAUCAUUCAACACAUGACAUCAAAAUAGGAAGUGAAGAAAAAGUUUAUGUUACUCAUGUCAAAGAUCCUUGUUUCUUUUACUGUCAGCUUGCUAGAAGUGCAGAUGUUCUAGAACAGCUCACUAAAAGCAUUAGUAAGCUCAGUAAAACCUGGCACAGUUUGCAAACAUCACAGGCCCCUGGAAGUGUGUAUCUUGCAAAGUUUACAGAUGGCUGUUGGUAUAGGGCAGUAGUAAUUUCUUCAAAGACAAACAAAGAGGUUUUCUUUGUUGAUUAUGGAAAUACACAGUUAUUGAAGAAUGAAGACCUGAUUGUAGUACCAAAUGAAGCUUUUGAGAUACUCCUCUUGCCAAUGCAAGCCAUAAAAUGCUGUCUGUCUGAUAUUCCUGCUGAGGUAUCAAAAGAUGCUGCUGAGUGGUUUGAAAAAAGUGUUCAAAAUAAGCCCUUAAAGGCUUUGAUUGUAGCAAAAGAACAUGAUGGGAAACUAAUAGUUGAACUAUAUGAUGGUAAAAUUAAAAUAAAUUCAAAGUUGAAAGAGGUGAUGGGUUUGCGGAGCAGUCAAGGAAUUUUCCAUUAUGUUGAAAACCAAGCUUUAUCUAAAAAUUCACCCAAAAGAGAAAUACAAACUGAAAAAAGACCAUCUUUGAUAAGUACUGUUAAACCUGUUUCAGAGAUCAAGAGAUCGUGCACUGGAAGUAAGGAAAUACUGGAUAAUACGAAACAUGGUUCUUGGAAUAAAGAAGGAAGACAAGUGCAGCUGAAAACAGAAAAGAUGACAAGAUUUCCUGAGCUAGUGGAAAGAAUUGAUAAAAAUGAUAACGUAGCAACUACGAAGGACAGUAGCUGUGUACCUCUGAAAACAGAGAAACCUAGUGAUAAAAACAGAUGUCAAAUUAAAACUAAGAUGUGCUCUUCAUUUAAAAGCAUAUGUGAUCUAUCUCAAAAAACCAUAAAACCUGGUCUUAAAACUUCAGUGUAUAUUUCUCAUAUAAAUCAUCCUUCUGAUUUUUAUGUUCAGCUAGUAGAAGAUGAGCCAAUGAUUAACAGCAUUUCAGAGAAAUUGAACAAUUCUGGAAGAAGUGAGAGCUUAACUGGGGAGCAGCUUCAUAUUGGGGACUUACUAUGUGCAAUGUUUUCAGAAGAUGGCUUAUGGUAUCGAGCUGUGGUCAAUGAAAAGCCUUCUGGUGAGUUGGUGACUGUUCGGUUCAUUGAUUAUGGGAACACUGCAGUAAUUAGUAUCUGCAAAACCAGGAGACUUCUUGGAGAAUGUUCAUCAUUCCCAGCAAUGAGCAUUCAUUGCUCACUGGGUGGAGUUAAGACCCCUCACCAUGUUGAAUGGACACAGGAAGCAAUAUUGAAUUUUUCUGAAAGAGUACAUGAAAUUCAAAUGAACAGUGAAUUUGUGGAGAAAUGUGAAGGCAAAUGGGAAAUUAUUCUUAGUGAUGAAAAAGGAAAUAUAACCGUGGAUUUGAUUCGUGGUUACCUUACAAACCAAAAGCCUCUGUUAGAAGAAACAUUAGACAAAACAGAGAAUGAGAUUAAUUUGAUAAACCUGGAUGGAGUUGUUUCAGAUGAGCAUAGCAAAUCUUCAUAUGUAUCAGAACCCAGGUUCUUCCACUGGACAAUACCUAAAAUAGGUCAAACUCUGAGCACAUUUUCAAUAAUUGCAAAGGGCCCAGAUUAUUUUUGGUGUCGGUUUACUGAGAUAGGAAAUACUGAUUCAGUUGAAAGAGAACUUCAGAGAGCCGGAGAACUUGAAGGAAUGUGUGUGGAUUAUAUUAAAAGAGGCUGCCCUUGUCUAGUAAAGUGCAGUAAAGAUGAUACAUUUUACCGAGCAGUUGUUAGCAAUUUUGAAGAAAACACACUGACAGUCAUUCGUAUUGAUUAUGGAAUUGAGGAAUGUGUUAAUACAGAAAUGAUCAGGCACAUUUCUGCUGAACUGUUGGCAAUGCCACCUCAAGCAUUUCUGUGUCGUCUCUUUGGAUUUAGUGCAGAAAACGGUUCAUGGACAGAAGGAGUAAAUAAGUUCUUCUGUGAUAAAGUAGCUGACUUUCCAUUAGAAGUCAUAGUUGUAGACAAAAGACCCCAUUGCUUUCUUGAAAUUCCUGUGUUUAUUGUUAAGUUGGAAUGUCGAAACAUAAGCAUCAAUGAGCAAAUGAAAUCAUUUUGGAAAUAUAACAGUGAAGACAGUGGCUCAACUUUAACAAAUAUUCACAGUCCUAAAAAUCAGGUCAAAGAUACAGAAGAUAAUUCAAAUACUGUAAUAUUUGAAAAGGAAACAUUUUGUUCAUUAGUGACUCCCUUGACUACUGGUGAUUUAGAAGAUUUGUUAAGUUAUUCAGAGCUGUUAAAACCUGGAAGUCCUAGUUCAGUUGAUGAGGGGAGCAGAAUUUUAGUGGAAAGGAUUUCAUUAACUUCACCCUCAAAUCAAACCAGGCAUGACUAUACAGCUAUUGAACAGUCGUCUUCAGAUGACUCAGAAGAUUUAUUAGACUUCAUAUCUCUUUCACCAAAUGAUAAUACUCAGAUGCCAAAGAUAGAGGUGUUAGGGGUGCCUUCAUUUGACAGUACUGUAGGGUUGCAAGCAGCUGACAGCCCUUCUUUGGAUGACAAACCACAACAGAGAUUGAAACUGGAUUUGCUUGAAGUGCCACCUGUGGAAGAAGAAUUAGAACAGCAUUCCUUGAGUAAUACAUUAUUGGAUGAACAAGUUGAAACUUCAAGCUGCAAUAUAAAAAAAGAAGAAAAUACUUCCAAUUUAAAGGGAUUUGAUAUUGGUUCCAAAUGCAUGAUUUUGUCGGGCACUCAGUGGUACAAGGCUAAGAUUCUAGACAUAUCACUUGGAGGAAUAAAGGUCUUGAAUCUUUCAACUGGGAAAGAAGAGAUAGUCAGUACCCUUGAACUGGAUCCAAAUGCAACUGAGGAAGAAGAGGCUACUAGUUUAAAUGAAAGCAGUUCUCUUUGUGACAUCUGCACAGAAAAUACAUCGGCAUAAUGGAGUAACCUUUCACUUCGAUUUUACCUAAUUUUGAUAUAGAGAGUAUGAGUUCAGCGGACUAAUUCUGUUCAGACAAGGAACAUCUUGCACUACUAUUUGUUGUAUUGAAAACCUCAUUGGUUAAACACAGGCUUUGUUUUUGAAAUAAUAUGCUUUCAUUGAGUUUUGAGUUUAGUUUAUUAAAAAGCAUUUUUGAAAGCACUGUGGGUACAUAUAAAAGUGUUACUUUUGGUUUAAUGUAGCAAAAAUAAAGUUUGGAGAAAUAACUGA
Anolis carolinensis (green anole) is the source of this 6179-nucleotide messenger RNA. RefSeq names its product tudor domain containing 6 (gene tdrd6). The coding region runs from base 51 to 5906 and encodes 1951 amino acids. The record is from RefSeq and is a predicted model, not a curated record. The transcript is spliced from 4 exons. NCBI's taxonomy places the organism in Eukaryota, Metazoa, Chordata, Lepidosauria, Squamata, Anolidae.